UCCCGGUCUUUUCUUGGCUUUUCUUGAUGGCCAUUUACUCACUUUUCUUGAUGACCAUUUCUGUCUUUGGGGUGGUGUCUAGCCCAUGUUUCCGCAAUGAGCAGUCCUUGUUGCUGCAAUUGAAGAACAAUCUUACGUUUAAUUCUACUAUGUCCACUAAACUUGUUAAGUGGAAUCAAAGUGCUGAUUGUUGCUCUUGGGAAGGCGUAACCUGCAACGAGGGCCGUGUUAUUGGUCUCGACCUGACCAACGAAUCCAUCUCGGGUGGACUCGACAAUUCAAGCAGCCUUUUCAGCCUUCAGCAUCUCGAGAGCCUGAGUUUGGCUUAUAACGACUUCAACUAUUCUCAUGAGAUUCCAUCAGAGUUUGACAAGCUUGCGAAUUUGAGUUAUUUGAAUCUCUCAUCUGCUUGCUUUACAGGGCAGAUUCCUAUUGCGAUUUCGCGCUUGACAAGGUUGGUUACUCUUGAUUUAUCUUUCAAUGACCUUCAUCUUGAGAAUCCAAAUUUUAAAGUGUUGAUUCAAAACCUUUCGGAGCUUAUGGAACUUCAUCUUGAUGGUGUACUUAUAUCAGCUCCAGGUAAUGAGUGGUGUCGGGCAUUAUCAUCUUCGCUCCCAAAUCUGAGAGUGUUGAGCUUGUCAUCCUGCAAUCUUUCUGGCCCGAUUGAUUCCUCCUUGCGGAAUCUUCAUUCCCUCUCAAUUAUUUGUUUGAACGAUAACUACUUUUCAGCUCCAGUUCCAGAAUUUUUUGCAGAUUUCAAAAAUUUGACAUCCUUGGAAGUCUUCGGUUCUGAGUUGAAUGGAAAGUUUCCAGAAAAGAUCUUCCAAGUUCCAACACUACAAACGCUCGAUUUGUCAUAUAAUGAUGACCUGCAGGGUUCUUUGCCAGAAUUUCCUCUAAAUGGAUCUCUUCAAACCAUGGUUCUUAGAGGAACAAGUUUUUCUGGGACAUUACCAUCUUCUAUCGGUAACCUU
Messenger RNA from Corylus avellana, 974 nucleotides. NCBI's taxonomy places the organism in Eukaryota, Viridiplantae, Streptophyta, Magnoliopsida, Fagales, Betulaceae. The record is from RefSeq and is a predicted model, not a curated record.